Molecule: messenger RNA, 1912 nt
Organism: Oldenlandia corymbosa var. corymbosa
Lineage: Eukaryota; Viridiplantae; Streptophyta; Magnoliopsida; Gentianales; Rubiaceae
Source: the annotation of a GenBank genome assembly
GAAAAAUUUAAAUAAGAUAUAAAGAUAAUAGUCCAUCAGUAUCACCGCUUAUUAUAAACCCCGCAUUGGAUAAAAGAGGAAACGUAUGGAUGAGAGAAGACAAAUGAGAGAAAGACACGUGGUGCAUCUCUACUCCAGUCCAGUCCAGUCUCCUCCUUCCAUCUUCUUCCCCAGCUGUGGGUUUGAGAAUUCAACUGGAUUGAUUGAUCGAUCACCGACCGACUCAGAGAAAUGAACUCCUCCUCUUUUUCCGUGCGCCAUUCUCACUCCGUUCCCUGCCCCUUCAACGCCAAACCCCUGACUCCCCGUUCCGGCUUGGGGUUAUCAUGCCGUCCUGAAUUGUCGUCCAACGCCCUGGAUUUUUUGACCGGCGGCAUUAGCAUUGGCGGUAAUGUCAAAGGAGCUACAAGGAAAAUUGGUGGAGGCAAAGUGGUGGUAAAAGCGGUGGCGGCCGAGGUGGUUAAGAAUUUCGCUCCCGGAACACCGGUGAGGCAGACCAGCAUCCUGGUGGUGGGGCCUACGGGGACGUUGGGAAGGCAGAUUGUGAGGAGAGCUCUGGAUGAAGGAUACGACGUCCGCUGCCUUGUCCGUCCCCGUCCUGCCCCUGCCGAUUUCCUCCGCGAUUGGGGCGCCACCGUCGUUAAUGCAGACCUUAGCAAGCCUGAGACAAUACCUGCUACAUUAGUUGGUAUUCAUACUGUAAUCGACUGCGCGACGGGACGCCCUGAAGAGCCCAUCAAAACUGUAGAUUGGGAAGGAAAGGUUGCUCUGAUACAAUGUGCUAAAGCAAUGGGAAUCCAGAAGUACGUGUUCUUCUCCAUCCACAACUGUGACAAGCAUCCCGAGGUUCCUCUCAUGGAGAUCAAGUUUUGCACUGAGAAGUUUCUUCGCGAUAUUGGUCUCAACCACGUCGUCAUUCGCUUAUGUGGCUUCAUGCAGGGACUGAUUGGCCAAUAUGCAGUACCUAUCUUAGAAGAGAAGUCUGUAUGGGGAACUGAUGCUCCUACAAGGAUAGCAUACAUGGACACACAAGAUAUUGCGCGAUUAACUUUUAUAGCAUUGCGCAACGAGAAAAUAAAUGGAAAGCUCUUGACAUUUGCUGGCCCUCGUGCAUGGACCACGCAAGAGGUUAUAACGUUGUGUGAGAGGCUUGCUGGGCAGGAUGCUAAUGUGACCACAGUUCCUGUCUCCGUCCUGAGGAUUACACGCCAGUUGACACGCUUAUUCGAGUGGACUAAUGAUGUCGCAGAUCGAUUGGCCUUUUCAGAGGUUCUUACGAGCGAUACAGUGUUCUCAGUACCAAUGGCAGAGACAUAUUCACUUCUUGGGGUGGAUGGAAAAGACAUUGUGACGCUGGAGAAAUAUUUGCAGGAUUAUUUCACCAACAUUCUCAAGAAGUUAAAAGAUCUCAAAGCACAGUCAAAGCAAACAGAUAUAUACUUCUGAAACAUUAUAGGUAGUGUCAAAAACUGGAAUGGGGUCGCAUUACAUUUAGAUAUAGUUUGCUAUUUACUGCAGUAUUGGCCACACGUCUCUGGAUUACCGUCCUCCUUACUUAAGUGCAAGUAUUUUUACAAGUAUGGUAGAAUAUGUUGUGAAUAAUAUUCUUUCCAAAAUGAUGAUGAUAAACAUAAAAAUUUAAACUGGACAUUUAUUUUGAGACAAAAAAUACCAGUUAAAUACUUUUAGUGGGAACACAAGUACCCAUAGAAAUGGAACCUGGGGACUUGUUUGAAUCCUCUUUCCAUAUGCAAACGCUCUCUGCCUAUUCAUCAUUUUUCUUUCAACGUCAGCGAUUGGGAAUGAUUAGUCCCAUAAAAUCUAUAAUUAUUUCAUUAGAACAAUUGCUACAGAAAUUGUUGGCGAAAAUUAUGAAUAGAGUAAUAUAUUGGACAAAAGGAUGAAAAUGGAA